Molecule: messenger RNA, 1367 nt
Organism: Mytilus trossulus (common blue mussel)
Lineage: Eukaryota; Metazoa; Mollusca; Bivalvia; Mytilida; Mytilidae
Product: ras-related protein Rab-5C-like
Exons: 6
Coding region: 111-776 (221 amino acids)
Cellular component (GO): endosome; Golgi apparatus
Molecular function (GO): GTPase activity; GTP binding
Source: RefSeq, a predicted model, not a curated record
ACAACUGAAUCAGUUUCUUACAAAUCUCCAUUCCGGAAGUCGAAAUCUAAAUGAAAGUUGUGAAAGACGUUACUUACAACGAUUACAAGAGGUACUGAGAGAACAGCCAUAUGAUGGAAAACCAUCCUGGUGUGAACAAAACAAAUGGGCAAGCGCAAGGCAAAAUAUGUCAGUUUAAACUAAUACUUCUAGGACAAAGUGGUGUAGGCAAAUCUAGCUCUGUUCUACGAUAUAUAAAUGGACUAUUCCAUGAAUACUCGGAAGCAACAUUCAGACCUAGAUUUGUAACGCACACCGUCUGUUUAGAUGACACAACAGUAAAGUUCGUAAUUUGGGACACAUCUGGACAAAGUAGAUUCUCCUGUUGGGGAGGAAUACAAUCCAGAGGCGCACAUGCCGCUAUUGUUGUUUAUGACAUCACUGAUUACGACACAUUUUCGAAGGUCAGGGAAUGGGUAAAUAUGUUAGAGAGCCGAACUAGUCCAAACAUUGUUAUUGCUUUAGCAGGAAACAAGUCAGAUCUGGCCAACAAAAGAAUGGUAGAAUUUGAUAAAGCACAAGCGUAUGCUGAAGAAAACGGUUUCUUAUUUAUGGAAACAUCAGCUAAGACAGCCAUGAAUGUAAAUGAAAUAUUUUUGGCAAUAGCAAAGAAAUUACUUGAAAACGGGUCAGGUGGAGCAGGUCAACAACCAUUUGAUGGAUAUAUAGACUUAACUGAAACACGUGAUAGGUCAGAAGAACGCGGAGGGUGUUGCAACAUGUGCAAGCAACAAUAAAGAUGAUUGGUUGUUUUUAGAAAAUAUGAUUCGUACAUGUUAAAGUUCACUCAUUUUAAUGUUUAGAGAAUAUAUCUUAAUGUGGAUACCAAAAUGGAGUGGGUAAGGCUCGAAAUUUUAGGAAUUAUUGAAUCAUUUGUGGCAGUUAGGAUUAUUAGGUCGUUAUUAUUUCCCUUGUUUAAAACUAUAAAUUUCAUAUUUCUAUAUUUACGAAUUUACAUGAAGUUUUUUCAGUACAUAUUUGUUAAAUUACAUAGCUUUUGCUUUUUGAAUUCAUUUGUUAAAGAUGUUUGUUAAUAUUGUAAAGUUUAAUAUUGCACCGUCGCAAAACCUUUGAUUACCUCAGUCUGUGAGAAACUUAUAUAUUUUAUAGAACUUGUUUUAGAUUAUUAUCUAGAAUUUUCUGAGGACUGACAUUCAGUCCAACCAAGGAAAGCCAGGCUUUCCAACCUUCGAUAAGAAUAGUGCAUUUGCUACAUGCCUCCUUAGUACGGUUAACUUGAAGUCAUUAAAUGACUGCUCCAUUUCUAUUUAGUUUUGGCUUUACAUGUUAACAGUUGUACUUUGCUGAUUGAAUUAUAUAUUGUUUUC